UUGAGUGAUGCCUUUGUCAUAACAAACCCAAGGCUCCGCGACCAUCCCAUUGUCAUGGCUAGUGAUGGUUUCUCGAAGGUCACUGGAUACCACCACUCAACAAUCAUUGGACGCAAUUGUCGUUUCUUGCAAGGACCAGGUACUGCUCCACAGUCGGUCCAACGUAUCAGAGAUGCACUCAAUAAUGGCGUAUCGAUCACCGAGUUGCUCCUCAACUAUCGCGCAGAUGGAACACCUUUCUUCUGCCUUUUGAACAUGAUUCCUUUGCAUGAUUCGCAAGGCAAGAUAGCUUACUUCAUAGGUGGUCAAGUAAAUGUC
This is a messenger RNA of Wallemia mellicola CBS 633.66, 318 nucleotides long. RefSeq lists its product as hypothetical. The record is from RefSeq and is a predicted model, not a curated record. NCBI's taxonomy places the organism in Eukaryota, Fungi, Basidiomycota, Wallemiomycetes, Wallemiales, Wallemiaceae. Gene Ontology annotation, cellular component: nucleus. The annotation marks the transcript as partial. The transcript is spliced from 2 exons.